UCAAAGUGAACAAGAAAAGGGCACUCAGUAGACGACUUCAACAGUGAAGUCUUCCAACACCUAAAUCCCCAAUUCUUCCCGUCAAAGGGAGAUGGACUCAAUUAUGAGCAUGGAAGCUUUUGUUUCACUGCUUAAUUUGAAAGCCAGAGAAUUUCUUAUGGAACGGAAUGCUGAUGUGGGCAAAGAUAUAAUUAGCAAAUUACCUGACUCUAUUCUACUUCACAUUCUUUCCUUCCUUCCCAUCAAAGAUGUUUUAAGAACUUCUGUAUUGUCGACAAGAUGGAAAUAUCUUUGGACCUCUAUUUCCAAUAUUUAUUUUGAUGAGACUAGUAAUAAUUUUCCAUCAGGCAUGAGGGCAAGCAUUCGGGAUUCAGUGAAUAAAGUAUUCCUCCUCCAUGAUACUUCAAGUAUACAAAAGUUCCGUCUUAGGAGUAGAAGGAGUGUCAGCAGAUCACGUCUUAAUUCAUGGGUAUCGACUGCAAUAAGUCAUAAGGUUGAAGAGCUUGAUCUUGACUUGCCUGUUUCACCAUCCUUUAAGUUGCCUGAUACCCUUUUUACCUCUGAUACGCUCAGCAUAUUGAAAUUGAAUAUGGAAAUAGUGUUCAAGGUUCCCAGGUUCACACGCUUCUCAAACCUUAGAACUCUAUCUCUAAGGAAGGUUAAAUUUCAUGGUAACCAAUAUGCUGAACAUCUUUUUUCUGCCUGUCUAGUUCUCCAAGAGUUGGUUUUAUGCAAAUGCGUUUUGGUGGAUACCACGAGAAUCACCAUUUCUAUUCCUACUUUAAGGAAAUUGGAAAUCCGUCAUCCUCUCCCCCUAGACUAUCAAUUAUAUGGAUGUUGUGUCACAGUUUGUGCAGAAAAUCUGAUCUCUCUUAGUUGCAAAAGUUGUGCAGUAGUUGAACUUGUACUAAGCAACCUAUCUUCAAUGAAGGAUGCAUAUAUUGAUGAAGAAUGUUCCGGAUAUCAGGAUAAUGAAUUUAGUAGACGUGUUAUAGGAGUAUUAGGUGGAAUGCAUAAUGUUCAGUCGCUUAGAUUGUCAUAUGAUACCCUUCAGUGUCUCGCUCGUGAAAAAAAUCUUCAAGCUAGUCUUCCAAUGUUUCAUAACUUGAGUCAUUUGAAGGUGAUUAAGAAGAUGUACGAUUAUACAAAUGAGGAAGUGUUGAUGUCCUUUCUUGAGAAAUCACCUAAUGUAAAAACUCUUGAGUUACCUGAGGUUUGGGUAAAAAACAUUUUCCCUCAAUGUUUGAAGUCUUGCAUCAAGACUGUUAGCAUCGCACAUUUUGAAGGCUGGUAUAGAGAAGUUCUUUUCUUAAAACAUUUGCUUAGGAAUUCAAACGUUUUGGAGAGGCUUACAGUUUUUUGUGGAAAGGACUUAGCCAGAGAUUUGCGGAAGCUGAAUGAGAUCAACCAUGAGUUACAAGCAAUUCACAGUUGUGAAAUUGAGUUUCGUAAAGGUUUUAAGCGUGAUUGAGAUCGUGAUCGCAUUUUCUGAUAAUUUAUACGUUUAGAAGUCAUUUGUUUUGAUGACUGCAUAAUUGAAUAUCCAUGAUGUAUUGACACUGAACCUGGUGUGCUUUGGUAGCUUGCCUGUAGAAAAUUUCAGUACCUUGUUAAGUUCAUAUCUAUAUUAUAUUUUUAUAUAAUC
Molecule: messenger RNA, 1645 nt
Organism: Pistacia vera
Lineage: Eukaryota; Viridiplantae; Streptophyta; Magnoliopsida; Sapindales; Anacardiaceae
Product: F-box/LRR-repeat protein At4g14103-like
Exons: 4
Coding region: 92-1471 (459 amino acids)
Molecular function (GO): protein binding
Source: RefSeq, a predicted model, not a curated record